CGCCGCUGUGUUGUUAUGCCAAAACACUCAGCUGCGGCUUGUCAUACCCAAGUGUGUAUGACAGCCUGUGUGGUGACAUGGUGGUGUCUGUGGCUGACUGUGGCAGGCAUGGAGGUCUGGGGAGGAGGAGAGGAUGGGGAAAGAGGAGGAAGAGAGGAGAGGUCCCUUCAGCAAAUCCCCUUAGGAACCUCAGGAUUUCCCUUACCUGUGGAUAUUGACCCCAUUCCUUCAGGCCCCAGAGAACAGAUCAACCAAGUGACAUCCUUCAUUGAUGGGUCGGUGAUCUACGGGUCCAGCAAGGAGGAGAGUGACGAGCUGCGUGCCUUCUCUGGCGGCCUCCUCAAGGUGCAGCGCGGCCCGGCAAACACCCAGAUCCUCAUGGCCGACACCAACCAGAUUGACUGCAAGACCUCAGGAAGAUUCAAAGCCAGGUCACGCAAGACUCGGGCAGCAGACGGCCAGCUCAAAGACAUCGAGUCAGGUUCCCCAAACAACGUACUGGAUUUGAUGGAGGUUCUGCCUAACACUGACGUCAGCGAUAUCACGGAAAUUCCUAGCGUGUUUGAGCGUGACGACCAGACACUGCCCUGCGACCACACUUUGCGUUUCCGCACAGCUACAGGGUGGUGCAAUAAUCUUAACUUCCCGUCCUUCGGCAAGUCGUUCAGGGCAAAAAGUCGACUCCUACGUCCUUCUUAUGAGGACGGUCUGUCUAAACCUCGCGUCACUUCAGUCACCGGCAAGCCUCUCCCUUCCCCUCGGCUCAUUUCCACCAACAUGCACAACGAAGUGUCUGCACCGCAUGUCCGCUAUACCCUAAUGGUCAUGCAGUGGGGCCAGUUUAUUGACCAUGAUAUUAUUUUCACCCCCAUCAACAAAGGUUUCCAAGACUCGAUUCUGGAUUGCCGCAGAUGUGACUCUCCCCAGACAGUCCACCCUGAGUGUUUCCCCAUAGCCAUUCCUCAGAACGAUCCAUUUUUCCCUCCUGUCAAUAUAUCAUCUGGCCAGCCAUUCUGCAUCCCCCUGACCCGCUCCAUGCCAGGCCAGCUGACUCUAGAUUACGAUGCAUACUGCAACCCAACAGUGCUCAAUGAAUUUGGCAUAGCCUUCCGCUUUGGCCACUCUCUACUCAAGCCUUCCCUGGAGCGCAUGGACGGAAUAUUUGCCAAGCGCAACCCUCCUGUCAAGCUGAGCGAACACUUCUUCAACCCAGACCUACUCUACCAGCCUGGGAUGCUUGAUGAGAUCAUCCGCGGCCUGACUACUGUGUCCAUGGAGACACUGGACCAGUUCUUGACAGAUGAGGUGACCAACCAUCUCUUUGAAGACAAGCGGCAGCCAUUCUCUGGCCUGGACCUGGCUGCCCUCAACAUCCAGUGA
Scylla paramamosain (green mud crab) is the source of this 1380-nucleotide messenger RNA. RefSeq lists its product as uncharacterized. NCBI's taxonomy places the organism in Eukaryota, Metazoa, Arthropoda, Malacostraca, Decapoda, Portunidae. Gene Ontology annotation, molecular function: heme binding; peroxidase activity. Gene Ontology annotation, biological process: response to oxidative stress. The record is from RefSeq and is a predicted model, not a curated record. Bases 16 to 1380 code for a protein of 454 amino acids. The transcript has 7 exons.